This is a messenger RNA of Naegleria fowleri, 357 nucleotides long. RefSeq lists its product as uncharacterized. The transcript has a single exon. The coding region runs from base 1 to 357 and encodes 118 amino acids. Lineage: Eukaryota; Heterolobosea; Eutetramitea; Acrasida; Naegleriidae. The record is from RefSeq and is a predicted model, not a curated record.
AUGCAAUUUCAACCGUCAGUACAACCGUCAGUGCAAUCUCAAGCCUUGGCUUCUUCAUCAUUUCAGAAAGACCCGACCAACACCACAAUACUCUCUUCUCAAACUGAUGUUUUGACUCCAGUCUUCUCCUCUUCAGUGGGCUCACAUUCCACCAUUCCAACGAUCCAUGAAUUUGAAGAAUUGAAAAAGAAGUAUGAAAAAAUUGUCGACAUUAAUCAUGAUCUCCAAUUCAAUAUGAAAAGGAUUCAACGAGAAUUGGAACAAGAGCUUCCUUCAUAUACCAGCACACGGAAAUCAAGGAAACCACUCGCCAGUGGAGCAACAUUUUCAAUACUCACAAAUAAUGGCCGAACUUGA